Pectinophora gossypiella (pink bollworm) is the source of this 6128-nucleotide messenger RNA. RefSeq names its product hypoxia-inducible factor 1-alpha (gene sima). Gene Ontology annotation, biological process: cellular response to hypoxia; regulation of transcription by RNA polymerase II. Gene Ontology annotation, molecular function: protein dimerization activity; DNA-binding transcription factor activity, RNA polymerase II-specific; RNA polymerase II transcription regulatory region sequence-specific DNA binding. The coding region runs from base 71 to 2974 and encodes 967 amino acids. The transcript has 12 exons. Lineage: Eukaryota; Metazoa; Arthropoda; Insecta; Lepidoptera; Gelechiidae. The record is from RefSeq and is a predicted model, not a curated record.
UGCUAUCAGUCGUUCGCGGAUAACAUACCCUGAUGGACUGGUGUGUCGUUGUAAGUGCAAGUGCUCCAGCAUGUUUGUGUAUGGAGAGAGGCCUCAGCAAUGCCCGGUGGUCGGGCCCUACGAGGAUAGCGCCGGUUGGGUGCCGUGCCCCAUGGCCAACCAAUGGCAUGUGCCCAUGAACACAGUGAACGCUCCCGGUGUUACCUUUGACCCCUCAGUGCAGUGCUACAGAAGUUACUAUGAACCUCAACAUCCCGAACCUCAGUAUCCGCAAUACCCCCAGCAGUAUCGUCCCUACAUCCCGAUACAGCCGCAGCAGCAACCGCAGCCGAUUUUCCCAAACCUGCCGUGCCACCAGACUCCACAAUGGAACUACAACAGCAUGUGUUUCAACGUCGACGGUCAACCUUGUCAAUACACGAACGUUGUUGACUUAGAGGACUUUAUGAACAAUGAGAAGCGCAAGGAGAAGUCGCGCGUGGCAGCUCGAUGCAGGCGCACGAAGGAGAUGCAGAUCUUCUCCGAGCUGACAGCAGCCCUGCCGGCCAGGAAGGAGGAGGUGGAACAGCUGGACAAGGCCUCAGUCAUGCGGCUGGCCAUAUCCUAUCUUCGCGUGCGCGAUGUCGUCUCUUUGUUGCCCCACUCGGAGAGCCAGGAGGCGCCAAAGCUGGCGAACCCCAAAGGCUUGGAGGAAAUAUCUUCAGAGCUAUCGUACAUGAAGGCUUUAGAUGGCUUCGUGCUCGCGCUGUCCCAGCAAGGAGACAUCGUCUACUGCAGCGAGAACAUUGCUGAUCAUCUCGGGGUCUCGCAGAUGGAGAUAAUGGGCCAGAGCGUGUUUGAAUUCAGCCACCCUUGCGACCACGAAGAGAUUCGCGAAGCUCUUCGCCCCAACGGCAGUGGCCGUAGAGAGUUACUGCUGCGGUUGAAAUGUACGCUUACUAGCAAGGGUCGCAGCGUACACCUCAAGUCCGCUUCUUAUAAGGUGAUUCACGUGACCGGCCACAUGUUGAUCCCGGACAAGGAAAUCGAAGACAAGGACGAUGAUGACAAGAAGGGCAAGGCAGGGGCCUUGAUAGCAGUGGCCAGGCCUAUACCGCACCCGUCCAACAUCGAGAUCCCGCUUGAUAGCAAGACAUUCCUGUCCAAACACAGUCUGGAUAUGAAGUUCACAUACACUGAUGAAGCGCUAAUGCACACACUGGGAUUCGAGCCAGAGGAGUUGGUAGGCCGUUCUCUAUACGACUAUCAUCACACCGCAGACAGUGCUUCGCUCGCUCAUCAGUUCAAAUCACUGUUUUCGAAGGGGCAAUGCGAGACAGGGCAAUACCGCUUCUUAGCCAAGGCUGGGGGCUUCGCCUGGGUGCAGACUCAGGCCACCCUCAUCACCGACAAGCAACAGAAGCCCAUCAGUGUCGUCUGCGUCAACUACGUCAUCAGCGGUAUCGAGUGCAGAGAUGAGGUGUUCGCCGCACACCAAGUGCAGCACGCGGACUUGAAGCCCGUGGUGGCCGCGCCAGUCGCGCCUGCGCUCGCGCCGCAGCCUAUACCCGCAGAUAUACCCAACGGUGCUAUAGUCGCCACCAUACCUCCAGAAGAGGAACGCCCCAUACCCGUGACAGAACUCAUAUUUGCACCACGACAAAAGGAAAUGAACAAAGGCUUUCUCAUGUUCUGCCAAAACCAGGGAUUUACAAGUGAGUCCCACUUGCGAUCCUUGAAAUUGCACCGCUUAGUGCUUAAAGACGAGCCGGAAGAUCUGACCCAUUUGGCGCCCACAGCCGGUGACGUUUGCAUUCCUCUGGAGAACAGUCCUUUCGAUAUGUUCGACGAAUUCAUCCUCAGUGACAAUUACUGCAGCCUUUUGGGAGACGACUUAGCUAAUGGAUCACCAGUCGAUUCAUUGACUGCCGACUCCUUGUUGAUGUCCUCGCCUGAACCUCAGGAAAACGACUCAUCAUGCGAACGUUCGUCGUUGCUGACAGAUUUAUCGUUAGACGCGUUCGACAGCGGGAGGUCAGAUGACAUAGAGGACGGGCACUCGCCGUUCAUCCCAACGAGGGAUGAGUUGCCAGUGCUGGAGCCGGCGGUGAUGUGGGGGGCUCUGCCCGACAGUGUGAGCAUGGCUCGCCCACAGCCGCCGGACCAGGCCUCGCCCGCCCCGGCGUUGCAGCGCCUCCUGGCCGCGCCCCCCACCGGACCCCCGCCACAGGAUCUCAUUACUAAUAUUUACUCAGAUCAAGGUCUAAUUCCAAGCAGAAGCGUAUCGAGUAUAUCGACGUGGGACACGGGAGUAAAGAGAGUGAUGAAGCAGGACGAGGAGCCGAGUGCAAAACGCGUGAAACGCAGCCCGUCCCCGGCUAGAAAGCCCGGCGCCCAGUCGUCCAGCGUGCUCAUGAACCUGCUGGAUGUACCCCAGCAAAUGCCGCAGCAGAUGAGACUCCACCCCAACUAUCAACUGCUGGUGAAUGCACAAAAGCAGGUCCCUAUUAACAGGAACAUCCCCCUCCCCGUCAUUAACCUGCUCCAGGCUGUGCCUAACAAGCAAAUCAUACGCACUCCCGUCAACCAGGUGGUGACUCAGGAGCUCACGAAGAACGCCAUGACUCCCCUCAGCCUGAACAUAGGAAGUCCAAUGUACUCCCUCCCGUCGAGUCCUAACACGAACUACAGCCCGGUCAUGUCCCCAGCCCAAAGGGAGAGAGUACUCAGCCCGUACUCCACCCCUCAAUCCUUGUCCCCAAUUGGUAGGUACCAGAGAAGCCCAAGCAGCAGGCUUGUGUCGCCAGUCGGUAUGAUGCAGGGGUCAGACCCUUACCUGACGAACAAGAUGCAGCCGAGCCCGCCCUUCCCGAUGCAGACGAGCGACUUCCUUGACAGCAGCGUCUCCCUGACCUCGCCGGACUUCUGGACUGAACCGGAGCUCCAAGGCACCAACGAUCUCCUCACUGCCUUCGAUGACGUCAAACUUGUCUAGUGGCAUGGAGCGUAUGGCGCAAGAGUGAUUUCUCCGUUUGUGCAAAGAUAGGAUAUAUUGCCUUCGCCAGGAUACAAAGUACGCUUGUCUGGUAACAUUCACAUCUUCACACAAACAUUCCAUUUCAACAGAUGUUUUAUAGUAGCAUCUAUUUGUGAAAGAAAUCACUCGAAUGUGCGCAGGGUUGAAAAGGGUUGAACAAUAAAAGCCAAAGGGAUUCCGCGCGAAUUUCACAUAGUUCUGCGUACUCGUCUUGUUAUGAACACUAAAACUUUUUACUGUUAUACAUGUUGCUGAUGGAUGUUAUAAAGUUAAAGCUGCGUUUUACUGCGAGCACGUACCGCGGGAUAGUAUGAGAGAUCACAUUUCUAAACCAACGUGUAGGUCUUACGGUUCCUUGCAAUAUACGUAACUUCUGAUAGACAUUUAAAAAAAAAACUCUACAGGUCCCGUUGUUUGUUCUCUGAAACGCGGCACAUUCUGUUGUAAUUUAACUACAAAUGUAAAUACAAUUCCGCCGGAGUCCCUGGUUGUAACGAUGUGACUUAGCUUGGAAACGGAUUGAGUUAAGAGUUUAUAUUUUAAGCAAAUAUUAUCAUAUAUACUUGUAAUGUAAUGUGGAUGUAAUAUAGAUUUAUAUAAGAAUAAGGAGCGAUGACGGAUCAUAAAAAUGCAAUUACAAAAAAAAAUAUAAAUUGUUAUAUACACUUAAAAAUUAAUUGAAACUUGAAAAAAUACGUUGUUGAUACGUUGAAUAGGUUUCUGGUUAGUAUUAAUAAAGUUUUGAAGAAAAUUGGCGUAUGGUUCACAAACAAUUUGAAUUCGACCAAAUAUUUCGAUUCGAUCCACAAUUAAUGAUAUGUUAAAGUAUACGGUAAACUAAGCUAUAUUUUAUAUUUUAUGAUCAACAUUAUAUACUCAGUUAGCAGUAAGGAUAGUAAGUUUAUAAUUUUCACUGUUGCAUCAGAAAGAGUUAUAUUUCAUUGUAUACGAUCGCAUUAUCGUUUCAUGUAUAUUUAUCUGUUCAUCCACUGCCAUCAAAGUUCUUUAUAAUUUAUGCAAGCAAUGCGUAAUGAAAAAUGCAUUUCUUGGUGUUUGUAUACAGUUUUUGUUGCACACUCGAAUAAUUGUAAGUAUUUAUAUUAUUUUGACGUCUCUUUCCUUUUAAACUGUUUCAUAUAUCGCUGUUUAGUGUGAUUAUAAUACCUAAUUAGGUUCUAAGAAUGCACUGUAUGUAUUACAGGUUAAAAUAAUGCCUUUACGCGCCCGUACAGUUUAAGUACAAUCUAUAAUUAUCAUUGCGAGUUCAAGUUUAUUAUUAACAUGACAUAAUGCAAUUAUUAUUUUCUAAAUCUCGUUAGAUUUUGUAUUAUUAAGUGAUUAUAAUAAUAAGUAAUAAUAUGUUGGGAUUGUUUUAAUGAUUUGACGUUGCAGAAUAUCUAUGAUCGAUGAACACGGUUGGUACUACAUGUAAGAAAGGUGUCCAUUAGAUGGGAAUAGUAUAACAGACUUCGACAGAUAAAUGAAGGCUACAAAAAAUACUAUAAUAUCGAAACUUAUUCUUCUACUAUUACUUAGCCCGGGCCUUUCCACUGACGCGGAGAUGGGCGGAGAAGAGCGGAGAUGUAAGGAUUUGACCAAUCACAGCGUUCGAGAGAGCGAAAAACGUAGACGCUCAGUGACUCUCCCUCACGGUGAUUGGUCGAUUCCUGCACAUCUUCGCUCCUCUCUGCCCAGCUCCGCGUCAAUGGAAACGCAGCCUAAUGCCUUCUUUUUACUUAAAAGCCACGCUCUUGUCGUUGUGGCUACGCCAUUUUACAUUUAUCUAAUCGUCCCCCUAGCGUUAUCCUGUGUUCACAGGGUCCGCUUACCUAAACUUCACCCCGGACACUUCAUACAAACAACCUCGUUUUACACAGACACUACAGAGGUAAACCUAGCUCAGACGCUGGUGGGGAGCGGAGAGUUGCCGUUCUAUACGUAGUAUUAUUCGUUAUUCUAUGCCUAAACUGAAGAAUUGACAGGUCCGGUUUUUUACAGAAGCGACAUUCAUCUUUAUCAUUACAUUUAUCUUUAUUUACUUCUAUUAAAUAACUGUAGUAAAAGAGAGGAAGGUAAUGUUUGUAUCUUCAUUUAGGUACAGUGGUAGCCCAGUUGGUAGAACGCUUGCCUUAUCUUUGAGGUUGCAGGUUCGAAUUCAGCACAGGCCUAAACCAAUGAUUGUCGAAUUUGUUUUCGAAUUCAUGUUUGGAUCUAAAUGAUUAUCACGUGCUCAGCGGUAAAGGAAAACAUCGUGAGGAAACCCACAUUCCCGAGAAAUGCAUUAUCGGAGGUAUGUGACCUUACCUGUAUUGGGUUGGUUUUCCCUUCGCGGGUUGGAAGGUCAGACAGGCAGUCGCUUCUGUAAAAAACCGCACCUUGAAAUCUUCAGGUUAGGUAAGCGGACCCUGUGAAAAACGGGAUAAUGCUAGGCAGGUGAUGACAGUUGCCUUCAAAUUCUUCAAUUUUAUGCCGAAAGCUUUUGUUUCACACGUUCCGCCUAAAACCGACAUAGCAUUUAGUGAUGCAUUGCGUAGCUGGUAGCUGUGAAGAGUCCUAAAGGUCGCUUUACCUCUAUUCUACAUGAGAAGGUGUUCAUUAAACGUUAUGUAGGUAAGGUAUAUCUAGAACGAUGUUCAGUUGUUCACUAUAAUGUUUAUAAAGCUAGUUUGAUAAAAUACAGUAACGUUUAAGUAUACUUGCUGUCGAAUAUGUACCUACCUACCAAUUUAUAACCGGAUUUUUAAUAAAGACAGAAUGUGGGUAAUCGUAAAAUAUCAAUUACCAACGCAUCGAUAAAGGUUUAUAUAUGUAAUUAAGUAUAAUAGACUAGUUUUGAGUUGUAAGUGUAAAACAUACUGCCAAUUUUCAUGUUCAUAUCUAGCACGUAUAUGUUUGUUGAAAGUUAUUGUAAUUUUAAAGUCUAACGGUCCGCACUGUGCCAUAGAAACUAAUAAAACAUUUAUAAAGAAUUAAUUUUCAAAGUUAUAUUUUGACCUAAUAUUAUCGCAAUAUUUUCUUUACCUGGUAACCCUUUAAAUUGAAAUGGAAAACUAAAUUGUACAUAAGAAAUCAAAUUGUUUUAUAUAUUUAGAGAUUAAAUAUCUGUCAUGCA